Messenger RNA from Arthroderma uncinatum, 2682 nucleotides. RefSeq lists its product as uncharacterized. Lineage: Eukaryota; Fungi; Ascomycota; Eurotiomycetes; Onygenales; Arthrodermataceae. Bases 1 to 2682 code for a protein of 893 amino acids. The record is from RefSeq and is a predicted model, not a curated record. Gene Ontology annotation, cellular component: ribonuclease MRP complex; nucleolar ribonuclease P complex. Gene Ontology annotation, biological process: tRNA 5'-leader removal. The transcript has 2 exons.
AUGGCCUCAAACGGACCGAACAAGCGCAAAGGCGCAGGGGAUCCAUCAUCAUCUAUACACCGUAAGCGAGUCAAGAUACAGGAUGCCCGCACUCUGGCUGUACAGAGCUCCGACACGGCCCUCUCGAAGACCGGGGAGCUCGACGUCGCGGCCUUCGUAGCUGCUCGACAGUUCGAAGUUCGUGCUCUGGAAGCGGGAAUUAGGAAAUCGAAACAUGCUUCCAUGACACGCGCCUUUCAACAGGUACCCAAGAACCUCAGGCGGAGAACGGCGAGUCAUAAUGUGAAGCGUGUACCGCGGCGAUUACGAGCUCGAGCGAAACGGGAGAUGAUUGAAGAUAAUACACCUACUGUCACCGCGCGACGAAGGAAACCUACCGAGCUAAUGCGACUUCGACUCGAAAGUGCUCGUCGACUUCAGGGUCUCAAUGCUCACUCAAAGGCGAAAAGACAAGCUGCAUCAAAGGCCAAAGCGGAAGAGUCCCCCCAUGUUGCUGGUCAUAGCGUCGAAGUUGCUCCUCGAGUCCCAAAAAUUAAGAAAAAUAAGCUCUCUUGCCCUCAGAAGCCACCGUCUAAAUUCAGAAAACGCCAAAUCUGCAAGGCUUGGUUGCCGACUCAUAUGUUUCAUGCUAAACGAGCACAUAUUACUGAACCCAAGGAACCACUAUGGAGAUUUGCGAUCCCAUUGACACCUACGGAAAAAUGUUAUCGGUCAACCCAUCGCACUAGCGGAGCUAGAGGGGCAAUCGCAUGGGACAUGAGCUAUAUGUCGACUAUCAGCCUUGAAGGAACAGAUGCCAGUCUUGAAAGUCUGCUACGAGCUCUAGGUGUGGAUGGCCAGAAUGCAUGGGGGAACAGUGGGAGAAAAUGGAGGAAUGGGGUAAGGAGCUUGCACGCUUGGGUGUUCGAACGGGAUGGUCAAAAACAUCCAAUUGCCCCUGUUUGGUUCAUCUGGUGCCCUGCCCAGCAGCCUGAAGAUACAGAGAUGGUAGAUGCAGACAGCGUGCCAAGUAGGCGGGAAAAGAGAAAGAUAUCAAAACGACGAAUGUUCCUUCGUGUUCACCCGUCUGCUUUCUUGCAGCUCUGGGAACAGCUCUUGAAACUAUCUAAAAUGCAAAAGCCCCAGGUUAUGGUUGAAGACCUUCGUUUCGAGAUAGGGAGCAUAGAAAUCUCAGGGCCAGGUGCCACUGAGGCGCUGCUAGGUGCUUUAAACCCUGCUCUCCCUGGCGGGGUUGAGGAGUGGGCUGAGGGCUCACCCGAACGUACGUGGCAGUCACUGGCCGGGUUGACGAACGCAGCAUCAUUACCUCAAAACGCGCUGCUUGCAUUCAACGUUACCGAUCCGCGCCUUCGUUUCCCACCCAAACCCAUCAAAAUUCCCAAGUCAGAAGAAAGCCAUAAUAGGCUAAUGGAAAUAUUAUCUUCAUGGAAACCUGAUUCAACACAGACAUCACCCCCAGACCUAUUCUCGCUGCCCGCUCGACGCAAGGCUUGUUGGCAGCUACCCUCACAAAAGGCAAUCAACAGAAGGAAGUCCCAGGGUGGCCCUGGAGAGAAUGUUCCUCUUAUGCCAGGGGACCCCAAGAUCCCCGUAAUCCUUCUUGCAGCCAAUAAUGCCUCUAAAAACUCCAACUCCCAAUGUUCUUGGACGGUUCUACUUCCGUGGAAAUGCGUUGUCCCAGUGUGGUAUUAUUUAAUGUACUACCCGCUUUCUUCUGGAGGAAAUGCACGUUUUGGUGGCAUUCAGGAGCAAAAGCAGCUUGCCUUUGAGUCCAAUGCGCCAUGGUUUCCGGGAGAUUUCCCAGCAACCAAGGCUGGGUGGGAAUGGGAAACCCGCGAACGGCAGCGAGAGAAGGAGGCGUGGGAGCGUAAACCAAAAGCAAAGAGGGCUGCAUAUGACAGUGUCAAUCUUAGGACGGGCAAGAAGGGAGAAAUUGGCCAAGGUUGGGCUUGUGAUUGGGAGCGCCUGGUCUUAGGACCUGAUUCACUAAGCAAUGGCGAGGAAAGAGUCACGGAAGUGAAGCCGGAGAAGCAGAAGAAGAAGCAGAAGAAAAAGAAGGGAGGAAAGCAAACUGGCGAAAUUAAACCGAACACCGGUGAUCAGCAACCAGACGACCCUGAAAAGACCAAGUUGGCCCCUAUACCGCCUAUAGCUCUCCGCCAACUUGAUCCAUCGAUGGCUUCGACAAUCCUCUCCCACAAGGGCAAGCCUGACCAGCUCCCCGCCCCAAUAGAGGCUUUAUUAAAAACUCCUACUCUUGCAACCGUUAUUAUAACUCUAUUAAACCGAGGCACGCCUACCCAACGUUCACGAAUAUACCGUCUCCCUACAUCAGACCCUAGCCUUCGGGAAAAAUGGCUCUCCUUGUUAGAUGAUCAUAAACAGUCAUCUGGGAAGGCAAAGGCUAUCUCUAAGUCAUCGGUGAACCUACCAAUGCCACAUGAAGAUGACCUGCUAGGUUUCGUGACCUCAGGGAACUUUAAUCUCAGUGCAGGGAAAGGAACAGGAAUAGGCUCAAUAUUGGUUAACAAGUUAUUCCCCUUCUCGCCCACCAAUGACCGUAACAUAUCUUCAGAUGGAGAAGUGGGAAAACGGCUCGGAGAGCUUAACUUAAUGAAAGUAUGCAUUAUUCGAGCGGCCGGGGAGAACGUUGGAAGAUUAGGGCGGUGGGAAGCUGCUUAA